This is a messenger RNA of Ostrinia nubilalis (European corn borer), 3978 nucleotides long. RefSeq lists its product as uncharacterized. NCBI's taxonomy places the organism in Eukaryota, Metazoa, Arthropoda, Insecta, Lepidoptera, Crambidae. Gene Ontology annotation, biological process: signal transduction; peptidyl-serine phosphorylation. Gene Ontology annotation, cellular component: nucleus; cytoplasm. Gene Ontology annotation, molecular function: protein serine/threonine kinase activity; ATP binding. The record is from RefSeq and is a predicted model, not a curated record. The transcript is spliced from 5 exons. The coding region runs from base 273 to 3296 and encodes 1007 amino acids.
CAUUGAUCGGUUGAUUUUAACAACAUGGCGAUUCUUGUAAUCAGUUGUUGUGCAUCGUCCAUUAGUUGAUUUUAAUGCGUGAAUUACAUCUAAAUUGAGUUAAAGUAUACUGUGUUAUUGCUAAUUGUGCCGAAACUGUCAUCAUCGUGCAAAAGGUAGCAGCUAAAGAGUGGUAAAUUCUGCGAACUGAGAUGAUUUGAGCGUUCCGCUUUAGGUGGCCAAGUCGUAAAGUUGUAGGAUCAUUGAACCCUGCAAUUUUGGAUGUUUUUAUAAUGCCGCGUCGCGUCGGGACUGAUGUGGUGCAACUGCCUAUGCCCCCGAAGAAGAAAUGUAAGACUUUGGAGGAGCCCCCGAGCCUCGAUGUGAGUUUCUUCGACGAUGAGGCUCUCCCACCUGGAAUUGUGUUUUCUGAUGUACAACAGAAGAAAUGGCGUAUUGGAAAACCUAUUGGCAGAGGUAGCUUUGGCAGGAUAUACCUAGCUUCAGACAAUGUAGAUGCUGAAGUAACAAAACAUAAUGCGAGAUAUGUGGUCAAAAUUGAACCACACACAAACGGGCCCUUGUUCGUUGAGAUACACUGUCUGAUCAGGUCUGCUCAGGCAGCCAGAGUCAAAUCAUGGAGACAGCAGAAGAAACAGAAACGCCUUGGGAUGCCAGUAUACAUUGCCAGCGGCUCUUUCACUGAUGAAAACACCGGUGUGAAAUACAGAUUCCUGGUCCUCCCUCGAUAUGACAUUGAUCUCCAGAAAGUUAUUGCCCGAACAAAGGUUUUGGACUUGAAAAAUGUGCUUGUAUUGGCAAUUCAAAUUCUAGAUGUGUUGGAGUACCUUCACAAUCAGGGAUACACUCAUUCAGAUAUCAAAAGUUCCAAUCUCAUGCUUGGAUUUGAUGGCAUGAAACAAGGGAAAGUACCACUUAUAAAGCACUCCCCCUCAUUCCAAAAGGAAACAAAAGAAAUUGCAGUACUUUCUGGCAAGCAUAGAAGAGCCAAAAGUGGUAAAAGUAGGUCAUCUAACUAUUAUGACGAUGAGGACUUCAUCGUCAAAGACUAUAAAAACCCAUUAGAUGAUGGCACUGAAAAUGAUAAGAGAUUGGCCAAUGUAAAGAAGAAGCUAAGAAAAAUAUUAUCAGACAAAGAUAGCAGGACGUUGCACAGACACCAUGCAUUUAAUUUAAGACAACUGUCUAACUACGUCAACUAUGAAGAUAUAAAUAGUUCAGUUUGUUCUGAUCAAUCUUAUCAAAAACUACUUGAUGAUUUUGGUAACAAUCUAAUGAGAAACACUGAAGAUUUUUAUGAGGAAACAAAAAAUAAAGAUCUGAAAAAUAGCACCAACGAUUUAAAUGAGAUAUUCAAAGAAGCAGUUCUCUCUCAGUCCAAUGGCCAGAUUUAUUUACUGGACUAUGGCCUGGCAUCCAAGUUUUUGGACUCAAAUGGGAAACAUAAAGAAUUUGGGAUGGAUGCUAGGAAAGCCCAUGAUGGGACAUUGGAGUACAGUUCCAGAGAUUCUCAUAUUGGCGCACAUUCGCGAAGAUCGGAUCUAGAAACUCUGGGGUACAAUCUUUUAGAUUGGCUCACAGGCACACUGCCUUGGAAGACAGCAGAAGUGCUUGCGGAACCAGAUUUAGUCCAUGUAUUAAAGAAAAAUUUCAUGGGAGACAUCAAAUUAUUACUCAAGACCUGCUUCAAAACAGAGUUUUACCCUCAAUUCAUGGAGAUGUAUCUGCAGUAUGUUACAAGUUUGGAUUUCACUGAAGAACCAGACUAUGAUUACUGUAGAAGCUUAUUCAAAAGUGAACUGCUGAAAAAUGGAUACGACAAAGAGCUCUUUUUAAACUUUGCCGAGCCACCAAUGUCUCCAAUGAACCGGAACAAACUUUGUUACUCCAAGAGAUUUGGUAAGAAAAAUACACCGCGUGAUUUCCUAGCUAGAAAUGGAAUUAAAAAAGCAUACGAACGUGAGAAUGUUUACUCCUUGGAAAAUGAUCUAAAAUUGGAACUGUUGAAACAAACACUAAACUCUUCCAGCGAUGGUGUUAGGAAACCAUGCGCAUCAAGAAACUUCUUCAUUUCUGAUGCAGAUCUCGUCGCGCGUCUAAAGAAAUCUCUCAUGCCUCACGACAUAUUUGGCAAGAAACUAUCGCCAAAAAACCUGCGGUCUAAAAAGAAAGUAGUACAAAAACGAAGAGGCGUAAAGAGACACAGAAGCAGUAUUGGCAAGUUUGGCAACUUCAUGGGGUCUGCAAGACAGUUUACUUGGGCAGAAAUUUUGGCUGGCAACCCAGAGGAUAUUAUAAGGAAAGAAAGAAACACCGCAACCGAUGAUAACAUUGAUGACGAUGAUUCAACCUGCAAGUAUAGGAUUAGGAAAUUGUCCAAUGCAUCUUCAGAAAGCAAUGACAAUCUCCAAUCACCACUGAUGCAGAAAGAUUACUUGCAAAUGUUGAACCCCACUUAUGCAAUGAAAGAAGUGGUAGCUAACUUCGAGAAAAAAGUUUCAGGCAAAUGCUCUAAAGAAAUGGAAGAGAGUCAUGGAGGGAUAGCUGGGUACACACCAGCAAUGGUGAAAGUUUACAGAAUGAAAGAGAAGAGAGAAGCAAAAGAGAGGUUGGAUGCUUUGAAACAGCAAAGUUCAGCGAAGAAGGAAAUAGCUCUUGUCCAGCCUAGAUGUACUAGAUCUACUAGAAAUAGAACAGUAAUCCAACCUGAACCAGUAAAAAGGAGUAUGAGGAAAAAAGCAUCAAGUGACAGUAAUAUAGGAGGAUCUGAAGAGACUGAAGUUAAGGGUAAGGAACAAUCUAAAGAGUUGAAAAAGUCGAAGUGUAGUCCAGAAAAAUCUGAAGAAACUAAAGAACCACCUAAGGAAUCUAAAAGGUCUAAAAGUAGGGCAAGGCAAUGCUUACAAACUGAAAAGACUGGAGAGCAGACGAAGGAUUCUAAACAGUCUAAAAGUAAGACAAGGCAAUCCGUAGAAUCUGAAAAGGGCAGAGAACAGCCUGAGGACACAAAACGGACUAGAACUAGGACAAGGCAGUCGGAAGACACUGAUGCCAAGACAAAAAGGUCUAAAAGUAGGACUAGGCCAUUAGAAGACACCGAAAUCAAGACUAAAUCGCAACCUAAGGAGCAGAAACAGACAAGAAAUACUACAACAGCAAGUAAGAAAACAGUAGAAAUUGUUGAAGAAACUCCUGCUAAGCCUUUACCUAAAUCAAAAACAAAAUCUCGGAGCCCGUCGUACACCGUGCCCAACAACAGAAGACGGCUCCGCAGCAGCCGCCGCAAGCAAAACUGAUAUCAACUUAAUGACAUUUAUCUCUUCAUGUGACCCUGGUUUUUAGACUUUGUAAGUUGAAGAUGACUGCAGAUGGCAACCGUAACUUUCUUAACUACAGAUUAUGAUUUGCGCCACUUGCUAGUGAGUGGUGUGACUAGUGCCCACUGAAUCGUGUCGCUCUACUUAGGGUACCAUCAGUGCCCAAGUAAUUUCUUAUAAAUGCUUAAAAACUGCGGGUGCCAUCUGCGGACAUAUCUUCAUUCUCACUAUUAUUCUCUAAGAAUAGAUGUGUUUUUCCCUCGAAAUAUUCUUUUGUUCGGACAAUUAUAUUUUACAGGUUUACUUCUACCAAUAUUUUUAGGAUAAGGUUUUGGUGAAUUAAACUGACCCACCACUUUUGAUUAAACAAAUCGAAUGUUAUGAUUUUAAUUUUAUACAUAAAAAAUGGAUCAGACUGUGAUUUAAAUGCUUGAUUAUAAUAUUGUAUUUAAGAAAAAUUGCUUUGUAUUAGAAUAUGCAUCACACUUUCAUUCAUCUAUUGUUAUUUCGAAUUUGUAGUCUGGCAUUAUCAAGCCGUAUUGACAGAGUUAGGAUUUUUAUAAUUUGCAUUUAGUAAAGUAGUAGGCCGUCGUGCCUAUUUCUGUCAAAUUUAAAUGUUCCAAUGUGUAUGAGUAGAAGAAUAAAAUUUUGUUAAAUUAAA